AUGCCUCCAAGCCUCCAUGUACCCAUGCUUCGAAGCCUCCUAGCCUCCAAGUCCCAAUGGCUCCAAGCCUCCAAUCUUCCAUGUCCCCAUGUCUCCAAGCCUCCAUGUCUCCAUGCCUCCAAGCCUCCAAGUAUCCAAGCCUCUAUGCCUCCUUGCCUCCAUGCCUCCAAACCUCCAAGCCCCCUAAGUCUCCAAGCCUCCAAGUCCCCAUGCCUCCAUGCCCCCAAGCCUCGAAGUCCCCAUGGCUCCAAGCCUCCAAGCCUCCAUGGCCUCAAAGCUUCAAUGUCCCAAUGCCUCAAUGCCUCCAUGUCUCCAAGCCUCCAUCUUCCAAGCCUCAAAGCAACCAAGUUUCCAAGCCUCCACGCCUCCAAGUCUACAUGCAUCCAAGCCUUCAAGCCCACAAGUCUCCAAGCCUCCAUGUCCUAA
Messenger RNA from Haliotis rubra (blacklip abalone), 426 nucleotides. RefSeq names its product extensin-like. Bases 1 to 426 code for a protein of 141 amino acids. Lineage: Eukaryota; Metazoa; Mollusca; Gastropoda; Lepetellida; Haliotidae. The record is from RefSeq and is a predicted model, not a curated record. The transcript is spliced from 2 exons.